Messenger RNA from Lagopus leucura (white-tailed ptarmigan), 1707 nucleotides. It is a transcript of the gene DNTT, whose product is annotated as DNA nucleotidylexotransferase. Bases 1 to 1545 code for a protein of 514 amino acids. Gene Ontology annotation, molecular function: DNA-directed DNA polymerase activity; DNA binding; DNA nucleotidylexotransferase activity. The record is from RefSeq and is a predicted model, not a curated record. Lineage: Eukaryota; Metazoa; Chordata; Aves; Galliformes; Phasianidae. Gene Ontology annotation, cellular component: nucleus. The transcript is spliced from 11 exons. Gene Ontology annotation, biological process: double-strand break repair via nonhomologous end joining.
AUGGAGAGGAUCAGACCUCCAACCAUAGCUUCCCAGAGGAAGAGGCAGAGGGGAAUGUAUUCCCCCAAACUUUCCUGUGAUUAUGAAAUAAAAUUCAAUAAGCUUGUCAUUUUCAUUGUGCAGAGGAAGAUGGGGAUGACCAGAAGGACGUUUUUGAUGGAGCUGGCAAGAAGCAAAGGUUUCAGAGUAGCGAGUGAGCUAAGUGACUCUGUCACUCAUAUUGUGGCUGAGAAUAACUCUUACCCAGAGGUGCUGGACUGGCUGAAGGGACAGGCUGUGGGUGACAGCUCCAGAUUUGAAAUACUGGAUGUUUCCUGGCUCACAGCCUGCAUGGAAAUGGGAAGACCAGUUGAUUUGGAAAUGAAGUAUCGCCUUGUGGAACAAGCAGAGCAAUAUCCUACUCUGAAAAGACCUGAAUCGGAAGUGUCAUCAUUUACUGCAAGCAAAGUAUCGCAGUACUCAUGUCAAAGAAAGACAACCUUAAAUAACUGCAACAAGAAAUUCACAGAUGCCUUUGAAAUAAUGGCUGAAAAUUAUGAAUUCAAAGAAAAUGAAAUAUUCUGCCUGGAAUUUCUGAGAGCAGCUUCUGUGCUGAAAUCUCUUCCAUUUCCAGUAACCAGCAUGAAAGAUAUACAGGGGUUGCCCUGCAUGGGAGACAGAGUCAGAGACGUUAUUGAGGAGAUUAUUGAAGAAGGAGAGAGUUCUAGAGCUAAAGAUGUACUAAAUGAUGAACGAUAUAAGUCAUUUAAGCAAUUUACUUCAGUCUUUGGAGUGGGAGUGAAGACAUCAGAGAAAUGGUUCAGAAUGGGAUUACGAACUGUGGAAGAGGUAAAAGCUGACAAGACCCUGAAGCUGUCAAAAAUGCAGAGAGCAGGGUUUCUCUACUAUGAGGACCUUGUUAGCUGUGUAUCUAAGGCAGAAGCAGAUGCAGUAAGCUUGAUUGUCAAGAAUACUGUCUGUACGUUUCUACCAGAUGCUUUGGUUACCAUAACUGGUGGUUUCAGAAGGGGCAAGAAGAUUGGGCAUGAUAUUGAUUUUUUGAUCACCAAUCCAGGACAGAGGGAAGAUGAUGAACUUCUGCAUAAAGUUGUUAACUUAUGGAAAAAGCAGGGCUUACUUCUAUAUUGUGAUAUAAUUGAAUCAACAUUUGUUAAGGAACAGAUCCCAAGCAAGCAUGUUGAUGCCAUGGAUAAUUUUCAGAAGUGUUUUGCAAUUUUAAAAUUAUACCAGCCAAGAGUAGACAACAGCAGUUACAACAUGUCAAAAAAAUGUGACGUGGCAGAAGUCAAAGACUGGAAGGCAAUCCGUGUGGAUCUGGUCAUAACCCCCUUUGAGCAAUAUGCAUAUGCUCUGUUAGGCUGGACUGGCUCCAGGCAAUUUGGACGGGAUUUGCGGAGGUAUGCUACUCAUGAAAGGAAGAUGAUGUUGGAUAACCAUGCCUUAUAUGAUAAGAGAAAGAGGGUCUUUCUCAAAGCUGGAAGUGAGGAAGAAAUCUUUGCACAUCUUGGCUUGGAUUAUGUCGAACCAUGGGAAAGGAAUGCUUAAAAUGAUUUGACAAUGUACAUUCAUCAGUUGACAGCAGUGAUUCUUCUAACUGUCUUGCAGUCUGGUAGAUGUAUCUCCGUGACAACUAAAAUUUAAGAAAAAUAUUUUUUAAAAGCCCUUAUACACGUUGAUGUUCCUAGAAAAUUUGAGUUCUUCAGAAUC